Molecule: messenger RNA, 351 nt
Organism: Acaulospora morrowiae
Lineage: Eukaryota; Fungi; Glomeromycota; Glomeromycetes; Diversisporales; Acaulosporaceae
Source: the annotation of a GenBank genome assembly
AUGAGCAGAGUUCCCCCAGCUGUACCAAAAAAAGACUUGGCGCCACCAUUGGACACGCCAUACACACCGGAAGAACUUUCAAAGUUCGAUGGGAGAGAUGGUGGUUCAAUUUACGUUGCCGUCAAGGGUAUAGUAUUUGAUGUGUCGGAUAACCGUCAGGCAUACGGACAUGGCGGUAGUUAUCACCUAUUUGCCGGCAAAGACGUUUCAAAGGGUCUUGGCAUGGGUUCUUUGCAACCUGAACAUGCUGUUGCCGAUUAUAGCACUUUGAAUGAAGAACAGUUAAAGACUUUAGACGAAUGGUUCCAACAUUUCAGUAAUAAAUAUAAUAAGGUUGGAAGAGUUCAGUGA